Messenger RNA from Amblyraja radiata (thorny skate), 1942 nucleotides. RefSeq names its product cytochrome P450 2K1-like. The coding region runs from base 384 to 1883 and encodes 499 amino acids. NCBI's taxonomy places the organism in Eukaryota, Metazoa, Chordata, Chondrichthyes, Rajiformes, Rajidae. Gene Ontology annotation, molecular function: heme binding; oxidoreductase activity, acting on paired donors, with incorporation or reduction of molecular oxygen, reduced flavin or flavoprotein as one donor, and incorporation of one atom of oxygen; iron ion binding. Gene Ontology annotation, biological process: xenobiotic metabolic process. The transcript is spliced from 9 exons. The record is from RefSeq and is a predicted model, not a curated record. Gene Ontology annotation, cellular component: cytoplasm; intracellular membrane-bounded organelle.
CUUAAAAUCUGUGAAAUCCAUUGCUGACGGCGAGUCUUCAAGCUGAAACUCUGACUCUGCCACAGACAUAGCGUCGCCUGUUGAACGUUGCCGGGGUUGAGUGCUUUGGUUUCACGGUCACACUGAGUAAGUGUCCGGGGACAGCUGAGUGCGGCUCCCUCCCACUUGCCACCAACGUUGGUUGCCCUGACGCCACUUUACUGAAUCCGCAGCCAAGAGGCGGCUCCUCACUCGUCGCCGCCGCCCCCGCUGACAUCUUUAACUUUCGGGUUUCAGGAGGAGGGUUUAAACAGAGGCGAGUGGGGCUCAAGCUGAGAGACACUGCGGCCCGGGACCCUGCUCCGGGGCGCUGACAGGAGCGAGAAGUCAAGGGGAGCCCAGAGAUGGCGUUGGGCAGCGCCUUCCCGCUGGACGCAGCCACUUUGCUGAUCCUCGGCGCCCUCUCCCUCUUGCUCCUCCUUUACUUUCGCCGCGGCUCUACGUGCCAUGGAGCGCUCAACCUGCCCCCGGGACCCCCUUGUCUGCCCAUCAUCGGUCACCUGCACCUGCUGGAUCUGAAGAAGCCCCACGAGAGUCUCAUGGAGCUGUCUGAGAAGUACGGUCCUAUCUUCAGCAUCAAGCUUGGAACCAUGAAGGCUGUGGUCCUGACCGGCUACGAGACCGUGAAGGAUGCUCUCAUCAAUCAUCCCGAUGAGUUUGGAGGAAGAGGUCGCAUCCCAAUAUUUGAGGUCACAUCAAAGGGUCAUGGCAUCAUCUUUGGUCAUGGGGAAUCGUGGAAGCAGAUGCGAAGAUUCACCAUAUCCACUCUGCGGGACUUUGGAAUGGGCAAGAAAUCUAUCGAAGAUAAAAUCAUUGAAGAAACACAUUUCCUCAUUAAAAUGUUUGAAUCGUACGAAGGCCAAGAAUUUAAUCCAACCAUCAAGUUAAACAUUGCUGUGGCCAAUAUAAUCUGCGCAAUAAUUUUUGGUGACAGAUUUGAUUACGAUGAUGAAAAGUUCAUUAGUUUGGUGAAGGGAGUGAAUGAAAGUGUGCAACUUGCUGGAUCUCCGAUGGUGCAGCUCUACAAUGCAUUUCCCAUACUGGGAUUUCUUCCUGGUUCUCACAAGAAAUUGUUGCAACAUGAAGGAUUAAUUACUGGAUUCAUCAAAAAGAUUAUGAAUGAAAAUGAUGAGAAACUAGAUGCAAAUGACACAAGGAGCUUUAUUGAUGCCUUCUUGUUAAAACAGCGGCAGGAGUCGGGUAAUCCAAACACAUAUUUCCAUGAAAACAACCUGUUAUUCACGGCAUCCAACCUGUUUGGUGCUGGGAUGGAGACGACUUCAACCACACUUCGUUGGGCCAUGCUGCUGAUGAUGAAGUACCCCCACGUACAGGAGAAAGUUCACGAGGAAAUCAGCAGUAUCAUUGGGUCAGAACGGUCGCCCAGAGCUGAAGAUCGGACGAGUUUGCCCUACACCAACGCGGUGAUCCAUGAAGUCCAGAGGUUUGGCAACAUUGCGCCAAUGAACCUCCUGCAUUCAACAACAGCGGACGUAAACUUUAAAGGCUAUUUCAUCCCAAAGGACACUCCCGUGAUCCCAUUACUGACCUCGGUGCUUUUCGAUAAAACUCAGUGGGAAAACCCGAGAGCCUUUAACCCUUCCAACUUUCUGGAUGCUGAUGGGAAGUUUGUGAAGAGAGAUGCUUUUGCUCCUUUCUCCAUGGGACGCAGGGCCUGUGCUGGAGAAUCCCUGGCCAGGGUGGAGCUCUUCCUGUUCUUUACCAUUCUGGUACAGAAGUUCCGGUUUCAAGUCCCCCCGAAUGUGAACAAUCUGGAGCUUGUGUCCGGUGUGGGCAUCACAUCAUUCCCAAAAUACCAAAACGUGUGUGCUGUGCGUCGCUGAUGUCAACACAUCCUUUGACAGAAUAAACAUUUUUGGCAAGGGAAAUCUGUGAGAAAACA